AUGAUAUAUUUAAAACUUAUUGGUCUGCUACCUGGGAGGAGAAAAAAUACGUAUGUAACAAGUAUGGUAACAUUUACAUUACGUAAAAGAGAUACAACUGGGCUUGGCAAUGAAAGCAGGAGGUCUAAUACAUUCAGUUACUUUUUAAAACACAGUUCUUCUGAAGUUUGUAAAAUAAUGUUCUUAAAUACUCUUGGAUUAAACGAAUGGAUGGUUCAAAAUUGGACAAAACAAGCAAUUCAUGGAUUGCCAGGAAAAAUUAAAAAUGGAAAGAUACAAGAAUCAUGCAGCAUUGUUGAAAUUUCACCACGCCAAAAAAAUCUUUAG
This is a messenger RNA of Macrosiphum euphorbiae (potato aphid), 327 nucleotides long. NCBI's taxonomy places the organism in Eukaryota, Metazoa, Arthropoda, Insecta, Hemiptera, Aphididae. The record is from the annotation of a GenBank genome assembly.